AAGCCGAAGGACAGCCGCGGGCCCCGUCGUUUCCCUUUCUCUGCCGGAGCCGCCGCCGCCGCCGCUGCUGCAGACGACGCGGACGCGAUCCCAAGAGCCGAAGGCGGGCACUGAAAACAGCAUGGCGGAGCAAGUGGCCCUGAGCAGGACUCAGGUCUGUGGGAUUCUCCGGGAAGAGCUGUACCAGGGAGAUGCUUUCCACCAGUCCGACACGCACAUAUUCAUCAUCAUGGGAGCCUCGGGCGACUUAGCAAAGAAGAAAAUCUACCCCACGAUCUGGUGGCUCUUCCGAGAUGGGCUCCUCCCCGAAGAUACCUUCAUCGUGGGCUACGCCCGCUCUCAACUUACCGUGGCCGACAUCCGAAAGCAGAGCGAGCCCUACUUUAAGGCCACUCCAGAGGAGAAGCAGAAGCUAGAGGAAUUCUUCUCUCGCAAUUCCUACGUGGCCGGCCAGUACGACGAGCCGGCCUCCUUCCAGCGCCUCAAUGCCCACAUGAACUCCCUGCACCACGGGCCCCAGGCCAACCGCCUCUUCUACCUGGCCUUGCCGCCCACCGUCUAUGAGGCCGUCACCAAGAACAUCAAAGAAACUUGCAUGAGUCAGAUAGGCUGGAACCGGGUCAUUGUGGAGAAGCCCUUCGGGAAGGAUCUGCAGAGCUCCGACAAGCUGUCCAACCACAUCGCUUCACUCUUCCACGAGGACCAAAUCUACCGGAUUGACCACUACCUGGGCAAGGAGAUGGUGCAGAACCUCAUGGUGCUGAGGUUCGGUAACAGGAUCUUUGGCCCCAUCUGGAACCGAGACAAUAUCGCCUGUGUGAUCCUCACCUUCAAGGAGCCCUUCGGCACUAUGGGCCGAGGCGGUUAUUUCGACGAGUUCGGGAUCAUUCGUGAUGUGAUGCAGAACCACCUCCUCCAGAUGCUCUGCCUGGUGGCCAUGGAGAAACCCGCCUCCACCAACUCUGACGAUGUCCGUGACGAAAAGGUGAAGGUCCUGAAGUGUAUCUCCGAGGUGCAGGCGACGGAUGUGGUCUUGGGCCAGUAUGUGGGGAACCCAGACGGAGAAGGGGAAGCCACCAAAGGCUAUCUAGACGAUCCCACGGUGCCGCAGAACUCCACCACUGCCACCUUUGCUGCCGUGGUCCUUUACGUGGAAAACGAAAGAUGGGAUGGUGUCCCUUUCAUCCUCCGCUGCGGGAAGGCCCUGAACGAACGUAAGGCCGAGGUGCGGCUGCAGUUUCGGGACGUGGCUGGCGACAUCUUCCAACGCCAGUGCAAGCGGAAUGAGCUGGUGAUCCGCGUGCAGCCCAACGAGGCCGUCUACACCAAGAUGAUGACCAAGAAGCCAGGGAUGUUCUUCAACCCGGAAGAGUCCGAGCUGGACCUGACCUACGGCAACAGAUACAAGGACCAGAACUUCUUCCAGGAGCGGCGCCCCUACAGCGACCCGGAGGCGGCCUCCAAGUCGGGGGAGGGGGAGCUUUAA
Gracilinanus agilis (Agile Gracile Mouse Opossum) is the source of this 1486-nucleotide messenger RNA. It is a transcript of the gene G6PD, whose product is annotated as glucose-6-phosphate dehydrogenase. The transcript is spliced from 11 exons. Gene Ontology annotation, biological process: pentose-phosphate shunt, oxidative branch; glucose metabolic process. NCBI's taxonomy places the organism in Eukaryota, Metazoa, Chordata, Mammalia, Didelphimorphia, Didelphidae. Gene Ontology annotation, cellular component: cytosol. The coding region runs from base 122 to 1486 and encodes 454 amino acids. Gene Ontology annotation, molecular function: glucose-6-phosphate dehydrogenase activity; NADP binding. The record is from RefSeq and is a predicted model, not a curated record.